AUGAAAACGAAUAAUAAAUCGCAUUUUCAUCCAACCAAAGGUGGUACACCGGGUGGUCAACGGGAUAAAAAUAACCGUGGUCAAGGAAAACGAAAGGACAGCUUUUUUCGAGAAGUUUCCAGGACGGAAACUAACGCGUCUCAACGGCACAGUAAGCACAAACAAUCUGGUGGUGGUGGACGACCAUCCGGAAAGCAUGGCCAAGGAGUGCACAAAACUGUAGCAUUCAAACCAAAGCAUAAUAAUCGUCAUGGAAAGGAAGGCAAACACCCGAUGAGUGGGCACAAAAAUAAUGGUCGACCGCAAACUGGCAAGCAGCAGGAUCGACACAAAAACCAACGCCCAUCCGUACCGGCAAAGCAGACUGCCGCAACUGAAAUCCGGUAUGAUAGCAAGCCGGAAAAGGUAAACUAUUGUCUGGCACCGGAACGUGUGGAAGCUCAAUCACGAGCGAUAAAACAUUUCGAGCGGCAAGAACGAGAGCAGCAGUUCGAGCGAAAGAAGCAAGAUCGCCAGCAGAAGCACAAAAUGAUGACGCAGAAAACGCGCAAAGGACAGCCGGUAAUGCAGGGCCGGUUAGAGCUGCUGUACGAGAAGGUUAAAAAGGUGGUCGGAGUGCAGUGA
Messenger RNA from Anopheles marshallii, 624 nucleotides. RefSeq lists its product as uncharacterized. The transcript has a single exon. The coding region runs from base 1 to 624 and encodes 207 amino acids. Lineage: Eukaryota; Metazoa; Arthropoda; Insecta; Diptera; Culicidae. The record is from RefSeq and is a predicted model, not a curated record.